AUGGCUGAUCCAACGCCGCCGGCACCGCCGUUGCUGGCGCUCCACCUGCCGCCACCUACCAGAGGUGCUCCUCGUCAGGAUCCGGCGAACGCCCUCGCCGUGCCCUCCGCUGUGCCUCCAACCACACCACGGGUCCCCCCGCCGUUCGCGAGAAGAAAGCCGUGGUCUUUCCACUGCCGCGCGGCGGAACCAACCCCACAGGCCCAGAUCAAAACGGAUGUGGAUCUGACCGCACCUCCAUCCGCUGCUCCGGCGCCAGCGCUUCCGGGGGCAUCACCGCACGCCCACCGCAUGGAGAUGGCCGACCGCCCGCUGCCCGCCAGGAUCUCCUUCCUGGCAGCGCCUCCUCGGCGCCGCCACCUCCAUGGCAGAGCGCUCGCGCCGCCGCCGCCCACCAGCGCCAGCGCACCGCCUUCUUCCUCCUCCUACGCACAGCAGCCUCCUGACCCGGCUCCUUCGCACCACCGCGAUCUCCGCCGUGCUGCGACGACCAGCAACAAGAUCACGCCACUGGCCACCCCACCUCCAAGGCUGGCCUCGGGGAAGACCCGCUCCGCGGGAAGGGGCCUGUCGUGGGGGCGUCGCCAGCACCCUCCGCCUUUGGCGGCAGGGCGCGGCCGCCACUGCCGGCCGGGCGCGGCCGCCACUGCCGGCGGUGGCAGCGGCCGGGGGAGGAGAUCUGGCGGCUUCUGGUUUAGGGAUUUGGGGGCCUCCGGAGCCGCACGCGCGUGCGACACGGGAGGGGGGGAGGAGAAGAGGGGUGGGCGAGAGAGAAAAAAAUUAAAACUGGUAUAA
Messenger RNA from Aegilops tauschii subsp. strangulata, 795 nucleotides. Lineage: Eukaryota; Viridiplantae; Streptophyta; Magnoliopsida; Poales; Poaceae. The record is from RefSeq and is a predicted model, not a curated record.